GUGAUACGUAUUGAGUCCAUACGUCGUGAUACGUAUUGACUUUCCUCAGCCAGUUAAAACUCAGAUUGAGACGAGUGCUUGGCUGAGGCAAAAUUAACUAGUGGAGAACACUUGUCCAGCGUUGUAAGUAAUACGUAGGAGCUGGGAGCUCUGUUCUACACUAGCAUUGGUGAGGAUACAACCUGGCUUGCUUCCCUGCAACGUACCUGCUUGUAGUGCUUGUACGAGAGAACGCUACCAAGAUAUUGAGACCCGCGAAUCUCACAGGAUGCUACCCACAACAGUAGAUCUGCACCUACCUACUUACUGUUAGGUUCCCAGGGGCAGCAGGUGAGAGGAGACAUGCCCAACGUUUUCACUAGUGUCGGGGAGCGAUCCUCGGUCCCUGAGUGUGUGAGCUGACGACACUACCAACCGAACCAAAGGUGGAAAUGCAACACUUGGAAGCAUUUAAUGCAACAGAUAGGAAAAUUUGGAAGCUUAGUGUAUCGGCCGUCUGAGCUUGAAUGGUUCGACAGCCUCAGUAUGACGACUCCACAGGACGUACAUGAUGUCAGUGCAUCAGUCUGUGAAUCUGAUUUGGCUUUGUCUGAUGACAUAGUGAAUGUCAUAACUAUGGAUCCUAUGGCAGAUACCGGAUACACUGACCUUGGUGAUCCAGACACUGCAUAUACUGACCUCGGUGAUCCAGACACUGCAUAUAUUGACCUCGGUGAUCCAGACACUGUAUGCACUUACUUCGGUGAUACAACCUUCGUACCACAGAUGGAUGCAAGUGAAGCCACCAUUCCAAGCACAGUGGAGUCCAUGCCCGGCACUGCAGCUGAUGACCUUAACUUGGAGCAGAUGGUGGCAGUGGCACCUUCAGACAUCUUCGAGGAGGAAGUUCCUAAGAAGAGAGAACGUAAACGCAAGUCACAAGAUGAGGCCAGACCUUCCCGCAGGCGACGCCCCAAGAAGCCAAAACUUAAUGAGACUGAAACUCCAUUUGAAAAUGAAGAGUUGGGGGAAAAGGCUAAGAACACCCAGACUACCAAGAUAAAUCGUAACCUGGGAAAGCAGAGACUACUAGAUAUGCAGAUGGAGCUGAGUGCUGCCACUGCCGAGAGAGACAACCUGCAGGAGGUUCAACAACUACAACGGAGCAGACAAUGUUGAUGCAGCAGAUAGAUGUCUACCAGCAGAAUGAUCAAGAAUUUUACUCCGAAUUCUUCUAACGCCAUCGAGACCACCUGCUCCAGCCCUAAAGCAGCAAAAAGGAAAAUAAUGGACUAAAGACAAACCAACCACAGCAUCCUGCCAAGCAGGGUGCUCUUGCCCGCUUGAUAACAACAUCAUACCACAAGUAGACUGCACCAGGGCUCAUCUGCCCUGCUGCCCCACACCAUUACAAACAUAUUACACAGACCAGCUAACUCGACACCUACACUUCAUUUUCUCGUUGUAUCUUUUAAGGUGCUGCAAUUGCUCUGAACUGUGAUGCUUAAAAUUAAUUAACUACCUCAACUAAUUUAACAUAACUGUGAUAUUAAAAUUAAUUAACUUCCUCAACUAAUUUAACAUAACUGUGAUAUUAAAAUUAUUUAAGUACCUCAACUAAUUUAACAUAACUGUGAUAUUAAAAUUAUUUAACUUCCUCAACUAAUUUAACAUAACUGUGAUAUUAAAAUUAUUUAAGUACCUCAACUAAUUUAACAUAACUGUGAUAUUAAAAUUAAUUAACUUCCUCAACUAAUUUAACAUAACUGUGAUAUAACAUUAUUAAGUACCUCAACUAAUUUAACAUAACUGUGAUAUUAAAAUUAAUUAACUUCCUCAACUAAUUUAACAUAACUGUGAUAUUAAAAUUAUUUAAGUACCUCAACUAAUUUAACAUAACUGUGAUAUUAACCAUAACUACCUUAACUGUGAUAGAAGAAUAAUUAGUUUAGAUUUUUUUACAUUCCUAAAAAAAAAAAAAGAACUUUUGUUAAAUUUCAAGAUGAGUUGAACUAAUCACAUGGUUUUUCUAAUUUCAAGAUUUGUUGGGUUCAUCGAGGCAGUACCCAUCUGUUUGUGGUUACAGGAGUCGAUUCACAGCUCCUGGCCCCAACGACUGGCAGUGGACGACUGGUGAUGUACCUGAUAUCAGAUGCCAGUGACUAACGACCACCCAAUAUAACAACCUAUGGACAAUAGCCACAUUUUUUGAUACCAAUGUGUCGUCAGAAUUAUAUUAAUGUACCUGAUAUAAAUAUCAAAAGUAAUUAUGAUAAUUUAGCAAACAUAAUUUUCCAUACAGAAGUUUUAGAAUGAUUAUUUAAAACUGAUUUUGUAAUGAUUUCAGUUUUUUUAAUUAAUUACAUUUGGUAAAUUAGAGGAAUUGUGCAAGAACAAUAGUGAAUAAGAUUGUAAAGGUUGAAACAUUUAGAAUACUGGCCUAUAGGUAGGCCUCUCUAUACUAGGUAGGCCUCUCUGUACUAGGUAGGCCUCUCUGUACUAGGUAGGCCCUCUAUACUAGGUAGGCCUCUAUACUAGGUAGGCCUCUGUACUAGGUAGGCCUCUCUAUACUAGGUAGGCCUCUCUAUACUAGGUAGGCCUCUCUAUACUAGGUAGGCCUCUCUAUACUAGGUAGGCCUCUCUAUACUAGGUAGGCCUCUCUAUACUAGGUAGGCCUCUGUACUAGGUAGGCCUCUCUAUACUAGGUAGGCCUCUAUACUAGGUAGGCCUCUCUGUACUAGGUAGGCCCUCUAUACUAGGUAGGCCUCUCUAUACUAGGUAGGCCUCUCUGUACUAGGUAGGCCCCUCUAUACUAGGUAGGCCUCUCUAUACUAGGUAAGCCUCUCUGUACUAGGUAGGCUCCUCUAUACUAGGUAGGCCCCUCUGUACUAGGUAGGCUCCUCUAUACUAGGUAGGCCUCUCUAUACUAGGUAAGCCUCUCUAUACUAGGUAGGCCUCUCUGUACUAGGUAGGCCCUCUAUACUAGGUAGGCCUCUCUAUACUAGGUAGGCCUCUCUAUACUAGGUAGGCCUCUCUAUACUAGGUAGGCCUCUCUAUACUAGGUAGGCCUCUCUAUACUAGGUAGGCCUCUCUAUACUAGGUAGGCCUCUCUGUACUAGGUAGGCCCUCUAUACUAGGUAGGCCUCUCUAUACUAGGUAGGCCUCUCUGUACUAGGUAGGGCCCUCUAUACUAGGUAGGCCUCUCUAUACUAGGUAGGCCUCUGUACUAGGUAGGCUCCUCUAUACUAGGUAGGCCCCUCUGUACUAGGUAGGCCCCUCUGUACUAGGUAGGCCCCUCUGUACUAGGUAGGCCCCUCUAUACUAGGUAGGCCCCUCUGUACUAGGUAGGCCCCUCUAUACUAGGUAGGCCCCUCUAUACUAGGUAGGCCCUCUAUACUAGGUAGGCUCCUCUAUACUAGGUAGGCCCCUCUAUACUAGGUAGGCCCCUCUGUACUAGGUAGGCACCUCUAUACUAGGUAGGCCCUUCUAUACUAGGUAGGCCUCUCUAUAUACUAGGUAGUACCUUCUAUACUAGGCAGUUCUUUCUAUACUAGGCAGUUCCGUCUAUACUAGGCAGUUUCAUCUAUACUAGGCAGUUCCAUCUAUACUAGGCAGUUCCAUCUAUACUAGGCAGUUCCAUCUAUACUAGGCAGUUCCAUCUAUA
This is a messenger RNA of Cherax quadricarinatus, 3643 nucleotides long. RefSeq lists its product as uncharacterized. NCBI's taxonomy places the organism in Eukaryota, Metazoa, Arthropoda, Malacostraca, Decapoda, Parastacidae. The record is from RefSeq and is a predicted model, not a curated record.